Messenger RNA from Puccinia triticina, 327 nucleotides. RefSeq lists its product as uncharacterized. The record is from RefSeq and is a predicted model, not a curated record. Lineage: Eukaryota; Fungi; Basidiomycota; Pucciniomycetes; Pucciniales; Pucciniaceae. The coding region runs from base 1 to 327 and encodes 108 amino acids. The transcript has 2 exons.
AUGCCUAUAUUCAUUCCAAUAGGAACCAAACCUCCACCAGUGCCCUUCCCAACCUCGAAUGACUCGCACGCCUUUGGCUUUGAGUUGGAAUUACAACCGGGUUCACAACGCAAACACCACGGCAACAACACCACCAACACCGCCAUGAAACCAAUACACACCACUGGCAUCAAAAGAAUUUUGCUACCCGAGAUAACUAACAACAACACACACCGCUGGGGCGGCGGUGCUGAUGACAUCCAUGGAAAUUCAUACACAAGGUCAACACCAACCUUCCUGGACAGGUUCGUCGCCCUCGCCAGGAUCAUGCGGCUGAUCAACAAGUAG